Messenger RNA from Mycotypha africana, 672 nucleotides. RefSeq lists its product as uncharacterized. Bases 163 to 525 code for a protein of 120 amino acids. The transcript has 2 exons. The record is from RefSeq and is a predicted model, not a curated record. NCBI's taxonomy places the organism in Eukaryota, Fungi, Mucoromycota, Mucoromycetes, Mucorales, Mycotyphaceae.
AUAUCAAGCUUGUAUUACUUUUAUUUUGAUAUAAAAAUAAACAACAACGUCUUCUUAUCUUGCUGCAAUCUUCUCUUUCUUUUCUCUUUCACUUUUCAGCUUAUUUCUGUUUUCAUCUCUUUCUCUCCUUUUCAUUUACAACAAACGCACAUUUAUAGCAAAAUGAAGUCUGUUAUCGCUGCCAUCGCUGCCAUUGCUGCCUCUGUUGUCUCUGCUCAGCAAAUUGUUACCAGCCAACCUACCACCAACCAAGUUCUCGUUGCUGGUACUACUGCUCAAAUUGUUUGGAAUCCUGUUGAAGGCACUAUUGCUACCAUUGAUCUUCGCAAGGGUGAUGCUUCUGCCCUUACUUUUGUUCAAAACGUAGCAACCAACGUUCCCGCUAGCACCGGUUCUUAUGCUUGGAACAUCCCUACUUCCAUCGCUGCUGGCUCUGAUUAUGCACUUUCUUUCGGUCAAAGCCCCAAUGUCAGCUACACUCCCUUCUUCGCUAUUCAAGCUGCUUCUGGUAAGCGUUCAAAUUGAUAACAAUUGAACCAAUGUACGAAGUUACUAACUAUCCGUAACCAUUUAGGUGGUGCUUCCGCUAACACCUCUGCUUCUGGUUCUGCUGCUGCCUCCGGCACUGGUGCUACCGCUGCCGCCACUUCUUCCGCUGCCGCUACUCCUUCC